AUGUAUUUCGCGCUGAACUCGCCAAUAACUGAUCCAUUCGAAAACGAGCUUAUGCUUUCUUCACUUGCCGUUACCUUCGUAAACCUUGCAAUAGGAGCCGUCAGCAGAAUCCCGGAUGAUGGUUUUUCGUCACCAGUCGACCCAAUCUUGGAUAGCUUGUUGUUCAAUGGCUUGGUCAUUGUUGCCAACUCCUUGGUCAUUGGACUACUUGUCGGUAAGUAAGGAUAAUACAAAGUAUUUGUCUGUCAAAACAUCCUGCUACAUGUUACAGGCUUAACCCGGGCUAAAUACCUCCAUGGAAUUCCAUGGAAUUUCGUGGAACUCCAUGAAUUUCCGUGGAUCUCUAUGGAGUUCUCCAUGAAUCUCCAUGGAAUUCCAUGGAAUAUCCAUGGAGUGUCCUUUGAGUUCCAUAGAAUUCCAUGCGUUUUGUAUGGGAAUCAAUAGAAAUUCAUUAAUAAAGCAACUAAUUAACUGGUUAACUGCAUGUUCAAGUCUAAACUUUUUACUGGACAGAAAAAUAGAAAACAGGGCAGGUUUUUAAAAGCAAAAUAAUGCCUACGUUUAAAUUAUCCAAACAUCGUCACUUGUUCUUGUUCACCGUUCAUGCUGAAACUGAGCGUAAUAAAUGUUUUUGCGGGCGACAAGAGGAGCCCGCAAUCCUAGUCUCCAGGUUGUUAUUACGCAUGAGCCGCUUGUAAGUAGCCAGCAUUCGUUUGGACGUCCACUAAGAACGAAUGGAAUGCACAAAACGCAAUUUGAUCACGUGCGUUUCGACCUUCUACCCUCGUAAUCUGAUCACGCGUGUUUUGACCAUCUGUCACGUGAAACUUACGCAAAGCACAGCAUUGAAGCAAAAGCGUUUGGACCUCGGAUCGUUGUCUCCUGCACUCCCUAACCUAUGGUUAUUACUAGUUCCUAACUAUUAAGGAAAAAAGGUUUUUGUGUGCUUAAUAAAAAAUGAUCCUGUGUAAAUAAUAAAAUAUAAGUAUACAAAAUUGUUUCUAGUGAGAGUGUCUGCCAACAAUCUAGCAAAAUCAGUGUUGCAUUUAUAGAGAGGAUCUAUUUUUUAUAACAACAUGCAGCCGCUUCAAUAUAAUAAAUAACUAUGAGUGAUCCCACGAGGCACGAGGCUAUCGAUGUACAAAGUGUCUUGAGGUUGAGAGUUGAGACUCCAGUCCAACCUGAAUGAUGACCGAGAGCACCCUGCAUCUGCUUUGCAUGGAGUUAUUCGAGCUACAUUUUUAGUCACAUCUGUGAAUAUGUGCGCCUAUUUUCAAAGGCUCCCUCACUUAGAAGAACAAUGACAUAUUUUUCUCUCGCUGAUGUACUCUUCAAGAGCGUCGGAAUGGUGUAGUUAACUCUGAAAGGGAUCACAUCUUAACGCUUUUAAAGACAGACAAAUUGAGGUAUUCUUCACAGAAUUCCUGAUCUGAGUAUAAAAGGCUGUUCAGCAAGCAAAAACAUUUGCGAACUAUGAAAUUCCAAGCAAAAUCAAUACUGUUGAAAAUUACUCUCAGCAUCUGUCAUUUGCUCAUAUUAAACUCAAUCAUGUUUUUUUUUUUCAAAGUAGUCACUAAAAAGCCUGGAUUUCGACAAGAGUGAUUUUACUUUUGAGUUUUCCUUAUAAGCAGAUAAAACUACAUUUUUUUACAUAAUUUACUGGUUGAAAUAGAUAAAGAACAGCUAAGCAGAGGUCUCGAUGUUUUGGUUUAACAAAACAGCUUGCCUCUAUACUAAAAUGCUUAACUCGGAUGGCUCUUCAAAGUGACCAACUGUAUAGAUUUCUAUCUCAUGGUUAGCACAAUCAAGGUCGUUACUAACUUUACAACGUAAAUUAUACACAUCAACUACAAUGAACAUUAAAAUAUCGAGAAUCUCACUUCACCUGACUGAUCACCAUCUAGUUUGAUUUAAUCUGCUGCUUUUUUGCGCUUUACUUUGCAUUUUGAAGAUAGGUCUUCGAUUGCAGGGUUGUAAGUUCACCUUAUUUUCCGUAAGAUCGUCGAGAACGAAUAGUUUAUGGGCGGCCAUAGCUUGCUUUCAAAUGUACCGAGCCUAGCGUAGCUAAAGGGAGGAGUCAAACUAUAUUUAGGGGUGGGGACGCGACGCCCACCCCUCGUAACGGUAAGCUCUCGACCUCAAGGAAAAAAUAGUGAGCUAUAGGGCCAUUAUUUUCUUACUUUGUUUGAUCAGCAUCACAAGGCCUUGCACAUGUACAGUUUCUGCAUGAUUUUGCUGAUCACGAUCUAUUUUGGUCAAACGUCAAGAUUUUUGUUAUUUCAUGACAUCCCUGCUCCUCGGAACGGCUAAACUUCUUAGUCUCAACCAUUUUUUUUCUGCUAAUAUUCUUAAUGACCAUUUCUCUUCUGCGGGAAAUAGGCUAGCUAGCACAAUUCCAACGCCACAACAACAUCUUAAUUACGUUAGUCAUUGCAAAGAACCGACUUCAUCUUUCUAUCCUUACCGGUAACGUCCGACGAAGUGAAAUUUCAAAUACUCUCCAUACCAAACAACAAGUCUUAUGGUCUUUAGUAAAAUCCAGCUAGUGGUCUGUAUCAAUGCUGCGUUCUGAUUGGAUAAGCUACUACUAGGCUAUAUGUUAUAGCCUACUAGUAGCGAAGAGCGCCGGAUUUUUGGCGGCAAAAAGGGACUUACGUCUAGCUUUAACCAGCUAUAAGUUGUUUUGUAUCGAUAUUUUUGAGCAACUAGUUGAAUUUUACUAAAAAAAUUAUUCCUCUCGCGCCUCUGAGUCAAUAGCCCAUUCGGCCUUCGGCCUCAUGGGCUAUUGACUUAGAGCCCAUUCGAGAUCGAGGAAUAAUUGUUAAGUAUUUACCUCCCAUAAAAUUAUUAAAGUGUGCAAGUAGUAUUAUAGCUCCUAUUCAAUCGGAAAUAUCGAAUAUCUCCGUAACAUUACGAAAAUAAUGAUGCGAAUAAACUACAGACCUAUAUUCUUAUCUAACUUUAACAGAAUUUUUGAAAAGAUCAUGUACAACAGAAUGAAAGAUUAUAUUGACAAACAUAAAUAUAUGUUAUUCACCGGGUGGCAGGUCCAUUUUCUUUGGGAGAAACUGUGCCCGAGGCCGUAGGCCGAGGGCAGUAUUUCAGACCGAGGGCACAGUUUCUCCCAAUACGGACCGACCUUUAAUUUUUUUUUCCUACUGAGAUUUGAAAGUUUCUGGAAAAUUUUCCUUCACUCUCCAACCUAUUUGUGUUGAAGUAGGACGCGUUUGUGUUGAUGAAGCGCGCGGUCGAUUGCAAACCAAAACAAAACAUUACAACAUGACUUUUAGCUCGGUAAUUUAUUUUAAGGCACUUACUGCUCUUUUAAAAUAAGGAAAGGUUUUUUUGUCUUGCUAGACAACUCAUAAUCUGAGUGUCAAACAAGAAUAAAAGAAUUGACAAGCUUGAUAUUAAAAGCCCCAGGGUGAAAAAUACAGCAAGGGUUAUCUUCGGCCGAAUAAUUCAAAAAUUGCUUUAAGAUUAUCAAUUGAGCGGGAUCAAAACUGUACAAAAGAGCCAAUUACACAUACCAGUUUUAAGGUUUUGAAUUGAAUUCGAAUAAAAGAAGGCGAUUUGAGUAACAAGUGAUAAACAAGGAAAUGAUAACGGCGAUAACCGACUGCUGGAAAAGUGAUUCGUGUUGUUUAUAUAAGAUUGGAAGCUAACACCAAUCAUUGAAAAUGGAAAACAGAACUACAAAAAUAUAAGAGCAAAAAUGUCCAAUAAACGGUGCAUAAAAGCAAGAGUGCGGUACUUACAGCGCGGUUAUAAAGAUAGUGAAGCGACAUCAUGAGCCACCUGUUUUGCUUUACUUUAGCUGCUUUCCUGGCUGACUUGCUUGAUUAUCCCUUCAGAUUUUCUGUCUGAAUAAUAAAAUUCACUUUUCCCUAGUUAAUUCUAAUAAUAGCGCAAGUUUUGAAAGAAAAAUGGUUUGAAAAUGACGGUUUUUGCUCAUUCACAAACAACAAACAAUCUUGUGAAUGAAGCUGCCAAUGAUUCCGCCCGGGUUAGCGGGCACGAUCGUAAAAUACCGUCCACUCUCGAAACCAAUCACAUCGCAGGAUUUAGAGGAUUCCGCCCGCUCGCAAGCUUGGGAGAAAAUAAUUUUUGUAUUCCUCCCAGUAUGGCUUUCGUAAAGGUCACUCGACUAGAGAUUGUAAACGCAAUACAAACUAAUAUCAAUCAAGGUCUUUUCUCGUGUAGAGUCUUCAUAGACCUCAAGAAAGCUUUUGAUACUGUCGAUCAUAAUAUUUUGCUCGACAAACUUAAUCACUAUGGUUUUCGUGGAAUUAUUAAAGACUGGUUCUCCUCGUAUUUGAAUAAUCGUAUGCAAUCUACCCAAAUCGGACCAUACAUUUCAAACAAAGCUAACGUAAGCUGUGGUAUUCCCCAAGAAUCUGUCCUUGGCCCGUUGCUUUUUUUAUUGUAGGUUAAUGACAUACAUUAAUGCUCGAAUAAACUUAAGUUUUAUCUCUUCGCAGAUGAUACUAAUAUCCUUUAUGCUGAUAAAAACUUAAAGUCCUUAGAAAAUAUGGUAAAUAUUGAAUUACGAAACCUCCACGAAUGGUUAACAUCCAAUAAGUUAACUCUCAAUACUACGAAAGGUAACUUUGUAAUCUUUCACCCUUAUCACAAAAGAGUCACUUACCAACCGAGCCUCUACAUGUUCGAUAACGAGAAAAAUGGAAAUGUAACUUUAGAGUCCAAAAAUUAUAUUAAAUAUGUUGGUGUGUUGGUUGAUAAAAACCUUACUUGGAAAUAUCACAUUGACGACAUUACGGCAAAAAUCAGUAAAACUAUUGGACCAAUUUCAAAACGUCGGCACUCCAUACCUCGUCAUAUACUGUUAUAUAUUUACCAAACAUUAAUCCAUCUUCACCUAAACUAUGGUAUUGCUGCCUGGGGUGGGGCAUCCAAGACUUCCCUCAAUAAAAUUCUAAUUCUCCAGAAGAAAGUGCUCCGCAUGAUGUAUUUUACGUAUAUACGUGAACACGCAAUUCCUCUAUUUAUUCGACGCUGACAUAUUACCAGUGUCAUUUAUGUAUUAUAAAACUGUGGCUAGUCUAAUGCACGAUAUUAACAGCAACAAUUCGCCAACAAACCUCUUCAUUUCAUUUGAAAAAAACCUCAACAAUUCAUUCAUACCAUACAAGAUCAUCUACUUCAGGUAACUUUCACGUUAAAAGCUCAAAGCUGGAAAUACACAAAAACUCCUUGUCUCGUUUUGGUGUGAAACUUUGGAAUGAGAUACCUUGUCAUAUUAGAGAUCUUCCUAAAAAGAAAUUUUCGAAAGUGCUUCACAGAUUGCUUUGCGACAUCUUCAAAAGAGAACAUGACUAUAUUGAGACGUCAUUAAAAGUUGAAAAAGUUCGAUUAACAGUUAAGUGAAUUCUGUACAAAAGUAUUUGUUUUUUUCGCACUCCGUCAAUUCCUUUUUCGUCUUUCCUUAGUAGAUUUAGUGUAAUUAAAAUAAAACUAUGAUAGAAAUAUUAUUUAUUGUAACAGUUAAGUGAUUUCUGUACAAAAGUAUUUGUUUUUUUCGCACUCCGUCAAUUCCUUUUUCGUCUCUCCUUAGUAGAUUUAAUGUAAUUAUAAUAGAAUUAUGCUAGAAAUAUUGUUUAUUGUAACAGUUAAGUGAUUUCUGUACAAAAGUAUUUGUUUUUUUUCGCACUCCGUCAAUUCCUUUUUCGUCUCUCCUUAGUAGAUUUAAUGUAAUUAUAAUAGAAUUAUGAUAGAAAUAUUGUUUAUUGUAACAGUUAAGUGAUUUCUGUACAAAAGUAUUUGUUUUUUCGCACUCCGUCAAUGCCUUUUUCGUCUCUUCUUAGUAGAUUUAAUGUAAUUAUAAUAGAAUUAUGCUAGAAAUAUUGUUUAUUGUAACAGUUAAGUGAUUUCUGUACAAAAGUAUUUGUUUUUUUUUUCGCACUCCGUCAAUUCCUUUUUCGUCUCUCCUUAGUAGAUUUAAUGUAAUUAUAAUAAAACUAUGAUAGAAAUAUUAUUUAUUGUAACUUAAAAUAGUUUCCUUCCUUUCCUUUCACUUUAUUUUUCCUUUAACUGGUCCACCUGAUUAGCAAUGGUUAUUUCGCGUGCCAGCCUGUUGUAAUCAAUAUUUUUAUUAAAGAAAGUUAAAGUUCAAGGUGAACUUGCCAUUAAUAUACCAAGUAAUGUGCGCAACCCGUUUUAUUUCGACUGAGUGUAAGACUGACUACUUGUUUUGCAGACAAAUUCGGAAUCUGAAAAGACAGUAAGGUGGUAAUACUGUGAUCCAAAGUCCACGCUCGUCCGAGUACAGCAAGGUCCUUCCUCUCUGCGCAAAGUGUAUUUGAAAAUAAAUUGAAUCAAGAGAGGAUAAAAAGGACAGAGAAGGCAUCCCCCAUACACACCCUGUUCCAUAGUUAAUUCGUCUCGAGUUAUUUUUAGAAUUGGAAUAAAGUUACCUCGGGCGCUGCGUGGAUGUUUCGUGGAGGUUUCGCAUGACUAAACGCCGUGCAAAAGAUGUCGGGCGAAAGGCAAUGAAAGCGUAAAGAGAUCGAGAGCAUUCCUGAAUAUUGAAGUGAAAUGAAUCGGCGCUCGCCUGGGAAAAGGGAAUCGCUGGACUCUUUGUUCUCUUUGACAACCCGUGAAAUCAGUUUAACUCGAAGUUGUCGUACCCUCAGUGCUUUAAUAAAAUGAGAAAUUUCGCCGGUCUAUUGAAACCCGGUCGUUUGUAUAAUAAAGCAAGUAGGACGCCAAGUGUUAUUUUUGUUGAAUAAUAAAAGACAAAUAAAAGAAUAAAUAUCAAACCAGAAACUGCUCUCUUCAAACUGUAAAUUAUAAAUGAUCCUGAGAGAAUAUUCAGUGUGUUAAGGAUUUCCCUGCUGUACUGUUAGCUCUAUACAAGAGAGGAAGGGCGAUUCUUUUUUAAUUUCCGUUUCGCUGGCACAACUUUAGCAGAAAUCUCUCUUUAGUCGUUUCGUCGACAAAACAAAUAGCAAUAUCACUGUCCGCGUCUUCAGCCAUUUUUUUCUGCGUCAAUUCGUGAAGGACGCGUGGCUCUGAGCGUGGGUCAUCCACGUGGAACACGUUCGCGCUAUGUGAUUGGCUGUUGUCUAAUCUCCCUUGGGAUCUAUGGUCUUAAAAAUAAGUCGAGACGAAUUACCUGUGGAAUAGGGUGUGUAUGGGGGAUGCCUUCUCUGUCCCCUUUAUCCUCUCUUGAAUUAAAUCUAUGAUGGCCUCGUUUUAAUUUGCAUGAAUAUAUAAUUUGUUUCAGUGCAAUAUGUUGCGUACAUUUACCACAAAGUAAAAGAAUGGCGCAAGAAUCCAAAGUGGUCAUUUUCAUGCUGCCUGGCCUUGCUAUUACCCCUAAGUGAUUUACAAGGAGAAAUAGUGGGAUUAACUGAGAGGAAUAUAUUGACACAGCAACUUCAAAGUGGCGGAAUCGAAAUGCCAACGAUUGCUAAUGCUUUAAAGGAAAGCGGGGCAGUGGAGAUAACUCUUGAAGAUUAUGAUGUAGAACGCAAAGAAGAAGAAGAAGAGACUGCAAAUAAAUUCAGCGUUGCUCAAGGCCUCCUUUCACUAGCACAAGUAGGCAUCCAUAAGCUGCAACGGGGGACACAAGACACCAAACUG
Molecule: messenger RNA, 7605 nt
Organism: Porites lobata
Lineage: Eukaryota; Metazoa; Cnidaria; Anthozoa; Scleractinia; Poritidae
Source: the annotation of a GenBank genome assembly